AUGGCUCCAAAGUGGUUCUCGCAAAGCGAUGACAACGCAUCUCUACACGCAAAUGCCAUGGCUUCUACUCCAACCGACCGAACGCUCAAAAAGACUUCACGACUGUCAGCAACAUUUGGCGUCGACUCUAGGCCGUGGAACUUGAUGAGUUCCUCUUCUGACCGCAGUUCGUCAUCUUCCAGAAAACGGCUGUCACUGUUCGGCGCUCGUAAUUCUACAGCCUCAUCAGCGGACAUUUUCUCGUCGGGUCAUUCUUCGCCUCGAGACUCCGCUUUCGUCCCACCUGGUCGAUCCGAAAUUUCCCUCCGUCCCGAGUCUCGCUUCAGUAUUGAUUCAAAGUCGACAACCAUCGCUGUGCCACCUACAGAUAGCUGGCGCUCGUCUAUUUUUUCCCUCAGGCGUUCGUCAAAGGCUUCGAAGGGCUUGGAAUCCAAGGAUGAAACUUUGAUGCGAUGGCUGCGUAGCGACAGUCGUACAUCGAGCUGGCGACGUGAAUCAACUGAUGGUGACAGGGAGCAUGAGUCAGAAGAAGCCUUCUACCAAACAUUAAGGAAGAAGAACAUUUCGGCUCCUUUCAACUUCCAGCAUGUCACACAUACACAGCAAGAACAGCUGCCGCAGUUGGCAUCCGUAACUGACCGCGAGCUUGUCUCGGAGUUCUGGGCCGCUUCAGCCUUUCAAGCACCCAAGAGUGAACUUCGUGGUAUCAAAGCAGAUCCGGUCGAUAGUAGUUAUCGUCUUCGCGCAAACGAGAGAAGACCUUCUACCGCUUCUUCCGUUCGCUCCGAGUCCUUUGCACUCAGACACCGCGGUUCAAGCUUUACAUCAUCGAUCCAUGAACUCGACAGCACUCCUCGUACCCCUUGUGGUGCCGAGUCUCCCGUGGACGAGAGAGCGCGCUCUUUAUCGCUCAGCUCAAGGACUCACAGUUUCUCCCGACUAGAUCUCCCUUCGCGGGAAAGGUUAGCUGCUUUGGGAGCUGAGCAGAGAGAGCCGCCUACCAUGAUCCACCCGGCUCUACGCGCGCAGUCGACACCUCCCACAGUAGAACGCACAUCCAGUCAACCUCAAAUUUUUGAACUUCCUGGCACCAGUCUCGAGUCAGUGCCUGAGGAAAUGGAAGGUUGCGGACCUAGCCCAGCAAAAGUUCCUCGAGCAAAGGCUAUGCUGGAUUUGUCACCCCUUACAUCUCCAAACUUCUCCAAAAUCCUCGCCAUCUCUCAAUUCAACUGCUCGGCAGAAGAAUGGUCUCGUUUUCACACCUUUUCCCGUGGGACCUCUUCCGAGAGUCGCCUCUCUUUCAGUGUCGAUGGAAAUGUACCUAGCUUGACUUCUGGUGAAUCAUGGGAGAACGAUAUCGAUUUUUGCUACCUGGUGAAGGCUGAAUCGUCUUGUGACUUCGACUGGGAGUCGGUAAGAUCGAAUAGUCGCAAAGGCUCUGCCUCUUCAGCUCGCAGGGACUCAACUACCAGCGUCUCGGUGCAACGCGCCUCGAACAGCGAUCCAUCGCGCCGAGCAAGCAUCAAGUCGCAGCCUGAUGUUGAGGCGCUUUUCGCCGAUUUUGAUGGCAGCUCGAACUUCGUCAAGGAACAAACUCGACAUGACUCACCUCAGAUGUCCGUCUCACGUGCUGACUUGAGCCCCAUUCUGGAAUCACCUUCUAAAGUCCCGACCCUCGAUAGCAGUUCUGAGACAGUCAACCUUGCAAAACCCGCCCACACUCGCUCCAUCUCCUUGGACGACAAUGUGAAGCGUGGCCGUAGCUUGGACAGAAGUGCGCGCUGGUCGAUCGCGUCACCCCUCUGUCUCCCGGAAGAUGCCAAGCAACGCGGCAUUACCUUCACGCAUCCGGUAUAUAAACCACGAGCAGUUCGCAUGUCGGUACCUCCAGGCUUCGCUGCCCCUCCACUACCACCUCCGAAAACAGCCCUUCCACCUUUGCCGGCGCAGCAGCCAGCGAAGCCUGUCUCACCACCCGUUUCACCCACCUCAACAUGGUCCAGCUCUUUUCCGACCAUGCGCAGACCUUCUUCUGCACAGGAUCGCGCCAUCCUCCAGGCUGCCGGACGCUUUGUGAGAAGUGGACGUGCGUCUAGCAGACCCGUGACACCAAGUCGUCUUUCACACGUCCAACACGCCAUGCGUACCUCACCUUCGCCAGCCUCGGAAUCACCCACCAUUUCGCCAAAGACGACAGUUAGCACUGAUUGCAAGUAUGGUGGAGUUUUACCAACUCCACCAAUGUCUCCGCCCGAGCAACACCAGGGCUUCCAAGAAUACCCAGCUUGGAUAUAA
Aureobasidium melanogenum CBS 110374 is the source of this 2295-nucleotide messenger RNA. RefSeq lists its product as uncharacterized. The transcript is spliced from 3 exons. The record is from RefSeq and is a predicted model, not a curated record. Bases 1 to 2295 code for a protein of 764 amino acids. NCBI's taxonomy places the organism in Eukaryota, Fungi, Ascomycota, Dothideomycetes, Dothideales, Saccotheciaceae.